Diabrotica balteata is the source of this 583-nucleotide messenger RNA. The record is from the annotation of a GenBank genome assembly. Lineage: Eukaryota; Metazoa; Arthropoda; Insecta; Coleoptera; Chrysomelidae.
GAACAAUAGUCAAAAUUUUAGGUUAUGUAUAUUUACUAAAAAAGAUACUAAAAAAUCUAUUAUUUAAUUUAUUUAGUUACGAAAUAGAUAAAACAUUGUCAGAAAAAGCAUAAUGAUACUUUCCAGAAUAACCACAGCUCGAUUAAAUACUUUUUCAAAGGCCUUAUACUCAAGUGGAGCAGAUAAAAUACCCACCAAUAAACUUGAAAACGUUAUUUCAGCUCAUAGACAGGACACAAAUGGAGUAGUUUAUGAUAAAAAACCUUUUAAAAUACCGCUAGAAGCAGGUAAAAGGUACUCGUGGUGCUUAUGUGGAAGAAGUAAAAGCCAGCCAUUAUGUGACGGAACGCAUAAAAAUAUCCAUAUGAAAAUAACCCAAAAGCCAGUGAGGUUUGUAGUAGAAGAAACCAAAGAAUAUUGGUUAUGCAACUGUAAACACACGAACCACCGCCCAUUUUGUGAUGGAACUCAUAAAGCAAAGGAAGUUCAAGAUGCCACUUCAAUAAUUAGACAAUGAUAUAUUUUAAUAAUUUGUAGGUAGUGUAAAACAAUGGCAAUUUUAAUAAACGUUAUUUGUUAUCAA